Messenger RNA from Gossypium raimondii (Peruvian cotton), 2882 nucleotides. Its product is annotated as casein kinase 1-like protein HD16. Gene Ontology annotation, molecular function: protein serine/threonine kinase activity; ATP binding. Bases 346 to 2529 code for a protein of 727 amino acids. Gene Ontology annotation, cellular component: cytoplasm; nucleus. Lineage: Eukaryota; Viridiplantae; Streptophyta; Magnoliopsida; Malvales; Malvaceae. The transcript has 16 exons. The record is from RefSeq and is a predicted model, not a curated record. Gene Ontology annotation, biological process: peptidyl-serine phosphorylation; signal transduction; endocytosis.
AAAAACUGAUAGGGAAAAGAAAAGCCUUUUCUUUACUUUCUUUUUGCACAGGACAGAUCUCUAGCUUUCACAAUCGUCGAAUCUCCCAUUUUUCUUCUUUUUUACAUUACUCGAUUUUUCGCUCCAUUGCCGCUUGUUUCUUUUUCUCCCGUUCUUUCUUCUAUGUAUUAUUAUUAUUAUUAUUAUUGUUAUUAUUAAAUAAUUUGUUGAGUUUCUUUUUCCUGAAAAUAAUUAGCGCUGUAAUUUAGGUAUUAUUGAACGAUUAUUUGGCAAAGAGAAGGAGAAAGGGACAGAAAAUUUUUUUAAAUUUUUUUUAUGAGAAUUGACGGAGAAGAAGAAUGAACGAUGCCGGUACUGCGUAACGGAGCACGCAGGGGCCGGGCAGCAGCACCGAAGCGACAACAGCAGCAGCAACAGCAAAAUCCGAUCGAGGAGGGGGAAGCGAUUGCAACACGGACUAGGCGGCGGCGGAGGGCGGCAGAAGCGGCGGCCGCAGCAGCAGUUGAUGUGCCUGUGACUAACAAUAACAACGGCGACAGCGAGAAUAAGAAUAAGAAUAAGAAACAGCGGGCGCUGGGGGUCAAUGAGAAGUUAGCCGUCGGGGCGGCUGGGGAAGCGGCAACUGGGAAGGAGGACAACAAUAAUAAUCAUAAUAGGGUUUUAGUGGAACGGGAGAGAGUAGAAGGAGAGGAAGUUGGGGAGAAGCCGAUGGACGGGUGUGGUAGCGGAGGAAGGCGGAGCAAUGAUAAGGGUAAUGCUGGUGAGGAUGAAGGCAGCACCGCACCGCUUCCUGAAAAGGUUCAGUUUGGUGGUUCUGCAGUGUAUAGAAUUGAAAAGAAGUUGGGCAAGGGUGGCUUUGGACAGGUCUGUGUAGGUCGACGUAUUUCUGCUGUAAGUACAAAUGAUAAAAAUGGCUCUGGGGCUCUAGAGGUUGCCUUGAAAUUUGAGCAUAGAAGUAGCAAAGGCUGUAACUAUGGACCGCCGCAUGAGUGGCAAGUUUACAACACUCUUGGUGGCAGUCAUGGUAUACCCCGAGUGCACUAUAAGGGUCGUCAAGGUGACUAUUAUGUCAUGGUUAUGGAUAUGCUGGGUCCUAGUCUGUGGGAUGUUUGGAAUAAUAACAAUCAUACAAUGUCUGUUGAAAUGGUUGCUUGCAUUGCUAUUGAAGCAAUAUCCAUAUUGGAGAAGGUGCACUCUAAAGGCUAUGUGCAUGGAGAUGUGAAGCCUGAGAAUUUUCUUCUAGGUCCUGUGGGAACUCCUGAUGAAAAAAAAUUAUUUCUUGUUGAUCUUGGAUUAGCAACUAGGUGGCGAGAUAGUUCAACAGGUUCACAUAUUGAAUAUGACCAAAGGCCAGAUGUUUUUAGAGGAACAGUCCGUUAUGCCAGUGUGCAUGCUCAUUUAGGGAGAACUUGUAGCCGGAGGGAUGAUCUAGAAUCUCUUGCGUAUACACUUGUUUUCCUUCUUAGAGGCCGUUUGCCUUGGCAAGGAUAUCAGGGAGAGAAUAAAGGGUUCCUCGUUUGUAAGAAGAAGAUGUCAACAUCUCCAGAGGCCUUGUGUUGCUUCUGUCCGUUGCCUUUCAAGCAGUUUGUUGAAUAUGUAGUCAACUUGAAGUUUGCUGAAGAACCUAAUUACGCAAAAUACAUUUCUCUGUUUGAUGGGAUUGUUGGUCCAAAUCCUGAUAUUCGUCCAAUUAACACAGAAGGUGCACUGAAGCUUAUUUAUCAAGUUGGUCAAAAGAGAGGCCGGUUGUCUACGGAUGAGGAGGAAGAUGAACAACCAAAGAAAAAGGUUCGUAUGGGCAUGCCAGCAAUGCAAUGGAUUAGUGUUUACAAUGCUCAUAGACCUAUGAAGCAAAGGUAUCACUAUAAUGUCUCAGAUGGAAGGCUUGCGCAGCACGUCGAAAAAGGAAAUGAGGAUGGCUUAUUUAUUAGCAGUGUAGCUUCCUGCCAGAACCUAUGGGCCGUUAUAAUGGAUGCUGGCACUGGAUUCUCUGCACAAGUCCAUCAACUCUCGCCCUAUUUUCUUUAUAAGGAAUGGAUAAUGGAGCAGUGGGAGAAGAACUAUUAUAUCAGUGCAAUUGCAGGGGCUACAGAUGGAGGCUCCUUAGUAGUAAUGUCAAAGGGUACAUCGUAUUUGCAGCAGUCGUACAAAGUGAGCGAAUCUUUUCCUUUUAAGUGGAUUAACAAAAAAUGGAGAGAGGGUUUUUAUGUCACCUCAAUGGCCACUUCUGGUAGCAGAUGGGCAGUUGUUAUGUCUCGUGGUGCUGGAUUUUCCGACCAGGUGGUUGAACUUGACUUCCUUUAUCCUAGCGAAGGCAUCCACCGUCGGUGGGAUUGUGGGUAUCGUAUAACUGCUACUGCAGCAACGUGGGACCAGGCUGCUUUUAUUCUUAGUUUGCCAAGGAGGAGGCCAGUAGAUGAAACACAGGAAACUCUCAGAACAUCUGCAUUUCCAAGCACUCAUGUCAAGGAGAAGUGGGAAAAAAAUCUUUACCUAGCUUCCAUUUGUUAUGGACGAACAGUUUCAUAAGCUGCCUCAUUCUUUUGUUUAGGAUCUCCUUGGUGACAUGGUUGAAGGUGCAGGCCUGUUAAACUCUCAAAGUCAAUUGUAACUAAAAUAUAGGUGCUUUUGGUUGAACUUUUCUGCUGCAUUCCUCCCACCACUGUGUGGGAUGUCUCUUCGUCUCAUGUGCCCCGGAAUUCCAGAAAUGAUGGGUCAGUCUGUUAACUCUCCGUAGUUUCUAAGUAAUAAGAACUUUGUUUAGGUCAGAUGCAAAAUGGCAAAAGUUUCCUAUUUUCUUGGUUUGCUUGUUGAUGUGAAAAUAUUGCCAAUGUUCCUUUGAUCAUAUUGUUCAAUUUUAGUGAGAAGUGGGACAAGCAAAA